UAAACCGCCGAUCGACGUAUUUAGAUAAACCGGCUCUCCGUAUAAAGUAAAGGAAAACUGUGCGGUAGUACGGGGGGAGUUUGAAAAUACGCCAGCAGGACAAAAAAAGACCCUCUGGGUGAAGAUGGUUUUGUUAGUUUGGCUUGUAUCAGUGUUGUUUGUUUCUGGAGUCACAUCCUAUGCAGUCGAUUUCACAGAUGUCCAGCAGCAAGUAAGUCAACCGACAGACAGACGGACAGACGACCGGGUUAUUGGUAUACUGAGGAGUAUAAACAGUUUAAUCAAGUCGGGGAAAGACGAGUUAACGACAGAUUUAACACAGAACAGGUUCCAUAGUAUACGGCAAAAAGGAAUUGACAACUCGCAAUCGUCCAAUCGGCUACCAGAAGAGAAACGUGACAUGAGCGUACUCCCGCCGUGGAAUGAAUUCUGUCGCAUGGUUGGUCUAAAACAGUGUUUCCACAGCCGCUACUGAGACUGCGCAGUAACAACAGGUCACGGAGUGCAGGGGUGGAGUGGGGUGGGGGAAGAGAAUGCUAUCAUCCUGAAAACCAGUUCAUUGUUUCGCGUGUGGCGCUUGGUAGCUUGCUGGAGGAUGGUUAAUACUCGUGUUAAAUGUGCAUUGUUAAUAUUACAUCUGUAUGAUGGCGAACGGUGGUUCAAAUGACUGAUACAGUCGAGAUCAAGAUAUCGGGUAUGACAGUAGUUUCUGGAGAGCUGUGGUAAUAAAAUUGCGAUUUAUGUUUUAA
Gigantopelta aegis is the source of this 749-nucleotide messenger RNA. RefSeq lists its product as uncharacterized. NCBI's taxonomy places the organism in Eukaryota, Metazoa, Mollusca, Gastropoda, Neomphalida, Peltospiridae. The transcript has 3 exons. The coding region runs from base 125 to 475 and encodes 116 amino acids. The record is from RefSeq and is a predicted model, not a curated record.